This is a messenger RNA of Amphibalanus amphitrite, 2709 nucleotides long. RefSeq lists its product as uncharacterized. The transcript is spliced from 8 exons. Bases 425 to 1723 code for a protein of 432 amino acids. The record is from RefSeq and is a predicted model, not a curated record. Lineage: Eukaryota; Metazoa; Arthropoda; Thecostraca; Balanomorpha; Balanidae.
ACCAUUUGCAGCGCGGCAGUCGCGUUCGGAGGCUGGGGUGCGGCGUGUCUGUGUGUGGUGGGGAAUGAUAUUGUGCUGUGGAUUUUGACGCGUGUGAUAGAGCCGGCCUUCUUUGGAGUGAUUGGUUCGCAGGCAGCGAAUGAUCUGUGCUCAACUGUAGGGGUCCACUGUAGGGGACAGUGGGCGCUAGAGGCCUGGGGCGUUUGCGUGAGCGGCCUUGGAUGGCCCUGCCCGCGGCGCGAGCUAACAUGGAGGUCAACCCCGACACCACCAACAAUCGCCGAGCUUAUCGGGAAAAGACGGCCGAUCAGCGGACACGACUUUCGUAGCGCGGGGAGUGAGAGGCAGCCGGACUGCCCUGCACACCAAAGGUAAUGUGUUCAGCCGGCCGCCAGCCGGGUCCGCCUGCAGCGUACCGUGCCAGAUGGAUGAGGCCAGCGGCCCGGCCCGGCCCGGCACCCCUGCCAGCGGCUCAUCCCACUGCACGGCCGACUGCGUCAGCGCCAUCGGCUCCCCGGAGCGACCCUCUUCGCCUGCGGCAGUGCGUGGAGCCACUGAGAAGGGACGCCGGAUCGGGCCCCCGCCGGCGACCACCGAACCCGCCGAGCUCAGCACCAGAGAGCGCUACCUGGCCGCACAAAACCGGAUGCUCAAGUCCACACUCAUCAAGACGCUGGAGAAGCUCCAGGUUCAGGUGGAGGCCAGCGGCCGGGCGCGCCGGCUGCUGAGUCGACUGCUCGCCCUGCGUGGCUCCGGCUCGGAGUCGCAGCCGGGCCGCACUGCUGGCCCUCCGCAGGAUACCCCGGUGCCGGACGACCUUUACGCUCGAUACGCCGCCCUGGUGAAGCAAAACUACCAGCUGGAACAGGCGCUGGGCCGGGGCGACCGGGCGCCGACCCGCUCCGGGCGGGCCGAACUGGACGAAUACCGCGCACUGGUGGGCAUCCAGAUGAGCACGCUGCAGCAGGACUGGCGAGACGAACGCGACGAGAAGGAGCGCGCGCUGGCGCUAAACGCCGAGCUGCACCAGCAGGUGGAGCAGCUGCAGCACCAGCUGGAGCAGCUGAGCGCGCGCCGGCCACUCUCCGAGCCGUUCGAGUCGCUGGAGCCGAGCUUCUUCACGGGCAGCAGCAGCUGGGGACCCGAGUGUUCGGUCCGCUCCCAGCCGCGACACGGGAUCCCUCCACCCGGUGUCGGCCAGACCGUCAGGGGCCUGCAGAGCACGCGCUCUACGUCGCGGCACGCGCCGGGCCCGCCGCGCUCUGUGGAGGAGGUGCUCUCGGCGCCGUACGAGGCGAUCCGCACGGAGCCACUGCCACCGCCGAGGGCCCGGCCGUCGCCCCCGGUGGAGUCGGACAUACGCCGGCCUCUGCCGCCGCCCGGCCGGCAGCCGUCCGCCCAGCGGCGGCCGGCGCCGCUGCUGGCGCGCGACAGCGGCUACUCGGACCUGCUGGCCGCCGCGCCGGGCGACGGCAGCGAGCCGGGCCGGUCGGCCAGCGGCGGCUCGGCCGAGGGGCACGCCAGGGACUGGGAGCUGCCGGCCGAGCCCUGCACGGCGCUGCCGCCGGCCAGCGCAGACACGGGCGCGGCGCACCAGAUGGUGUGUCCCCACUGCCGGACAGUGUUUGCGCCCGACCAGCACCUGCUCUAUGUGGACCACGUGACGACGGAGUGUCCGGCGCGGCGGCGGCGGGGAUGUGCCUCACGGACCUGCCCCGGCUGAGCUUGGCGCGCGCUGCGGUGUGCUCCGACCAAGUUGCCGCCCCGCGCCGCCGUCCCGGCGCCAAGUGUGCUGAGAGGCGCCGGUGCAGCCAUUUGACUGUGGGAACCCGUCGUUCCCGCCUGCUUUUACAUGGUGGUCGGACGUUGGUCACCAUACCUGCACAGUAAUAUGAAAUACAAACAUUCCACUCGACCCGAUUCAGUGGUAGAUGGGCUAGCCAUGCUACUUUGUUCCUCAAUGAACGUGAAUAAUGAAGGUGGAAAUGGUAUCGUGCUUUAUUGGUUUAUUUGUGCCGUGAAUAGAUUUGAAGAGAAUCAAUGAAGGUGAUAGAUGACUUACACUCAAUUCGCUAUUGUGAAGACCGAAUCUGAGUUUAUAAGUUAUUCACCGCGCCCUCCAGGAGAGUAUUGCCACUUGAAUAAAUACAUCGCUCACCAAAUGAAUAAUAGAAUUGAGGCGCUGUUUUUCUUUUUUACAUUGACUCGUUCACUCAUGCUAAGUAGCUGCAGCACACCAAUUGUACGUGAAGUUGCUGUUCACCUGCCUCAUUGCGUAUGUGAAACAUUUGAGCACGAUUAUUGGGUAGUAGACGUGAUUUCAAGGUGUAUAUGUGGCGAUGUGUUUCGACUCAUCGAGAGAUUCAGUGAUUAUGCUGGGACGCGCCCCAAGGCCUCCUUUCCUCAAUCGUGUUUUUAGACGAUUAUUUUUCAAUCCCGUUGCGACAUUUUCAAGAGAUGCUUGAACACUUGAGUUUGAAAGGAUCCAUGGUCGUAUGUCAUCAUUAUGUCUGACUUUCAACUCUAAAAAUUCUUGUCAAAGACACGUCGCGAUUGUCGCAAAGCGCCGUCAUCAUGCUUUUUUAGCUGUGCGAAUGCUGCUCACUGCUGUUCGCUUGUGCGAAUAAUGUCGAUUGCGCCUCAUAUAAUGGAUUGUAAUGCUUGAUUGAUGGUAGUUUUGUCGCUGAAAUACACUACUGUUUGCUGUGA